Messenger RNA from Sphenostylis stenocarpa, 417 nucleotides. NCBI's taxonomy places the organism in Eukaryota, Viridiplantae, Streptophyta, Magnoliopsida, Fabales, Fabaceae. The record is from the annotation of a GenBank genome assembly.
AUGAGUUCCAUUGGUUUGUCCUUCCUCUUCCUCCUUUCUCUGGCGCUUUUAUCUACUGCUAGAGGGCAAGAAAGGGCCCCUCAUGGGCUUGCUUAUGAGAGCCCUGUAGCAUUUCCGCCAGCAGCAUAUGACUUCUUUCAUCCCAAUGCUCAAAAGCCUCAGACUAGAGACUCAUGUGCUGCAUCCAAAUGUUCACCACUGCCUCUAGCAGCUCAAGUGGAUGAUGGCACUCAAAUAUAUCAAAACAAAGCUUCAGCAAUGCAGAAAGGUAGGAAACAAAUCGGAGCUGGGGGUGUGGCUGGCAUUAUCACUGCUUUUGCUUUUGUUUUGCUUUUAGCUAUGGGAAUCUACUAUGUAAAGGUUACUCGCCAAGCCAACAUGAAUCGAGCAACUAGUAGUGUUCAAUCUCAUGCUUGA